This is a messenger RNA of Macrobrachium nipponense, 1359 nucleotides long. RefSeq lists its product as uncharacterized. The coding region runs from base 246 to 704 and encodes 152 amino acids. The record is from RefSeq and is a predicted model, not a curated record. Lineage: Eukaryota; Metazoa; Arthropoda; Malacostraca; Decapoda; Palaemonidae. The transcript has 3 exons.
CACAGCAUCUUGGAUCACGCAGAGAAGAACUUGGGGCAAAAUGCUGCAUCAAUGGCCUGUAGUGUCUGUCCUGGUCGCUGUCUUCAUCCAGCAAUCAGAGGCAAAUGUUCACCAUUUCUACUUCACGCUUGUAGACCAGAUCCCCCAAGGCAACUGUAGAAACAAAUGUGCCCAUCCACAUCGUCGAUUAUAGGUCGUGUGCCAGACACUGCACUCGUCUGGGGCCAACCUGCCAGGGAUUUGUCAUGGCUUACACUCAGGUAUUUGCCUGCACCUUGCUGGAGGGCUUAACGGGAGUGACGGUUAUUGCAACUACAAACUCCACGGCUUACGUUAACUUGUAUUAUGAAGGACAACUCUAUGCUCUGGCAUAUUAUGCAAUGUCUUGGCCGCAAGGUGUGGCUUUGUGCCAGAGUCUGGGAAGAUCCCUGGUCAGCUACACCACCUCAACAGACAAGGAAAAUUGGAUGAAAUCACUGGCUGGCAAAUGGUUCUUCAUAGGAGCCAAGAAGGAUCCUCUGGACCCCAGCAGAUUCUACGACAUCAACACUGGACAGACCGUGGCGAUCCCAUUUGAGAAAGGCGUUGGACCUGUGCAGGCCAAUAUGGCCCUAAUAGAUAAAGAAGAUGGUACUCCUGCCUACAGCACAGGCAACGACUGGUUCACUUGGCCACUGGCUACAAUUCUUUGCACACCCAAGUAAUCGGUCGAUGAUAAAAGGCCGUCGUUCAAUGCACUUUCAAGUUCUGAUCAAUUUUCCAUGUGUUUUUUAUCUUUUCAUACUUUGUUGGCAGAUAUAUUCCACAAGCAUAUUUUUGACACUGGAAAAGAAAACGUCUGCAUAGAAAAUAGUAAUCUUCAUAUCAGAUACUGUAGGCUACUAUUUUUGUUAAUUAUUGUUUGAUUAUUGCCAGGUCAGUCUUAUGGACACAACCAAUUUAGAAAGAUUGUAGUUUGGUCUCUGACUUACAGAGUCGAAAGAUGCAGUCAAUUGUAAAACGUAGCUUUUGCCCACUGCAGUGUUGAAUCGAUGGUCACAAUCUACUGAUGUGUCUAUGAUCUGAAGAGAGUAAUCACUUAUAGCAGACACUGCCUUGUCGAUUGCCUUCCUCAACUGGAGGUCACAAUAACUUAUUACAGAAGGUGUUUGGGUAGGUAACAUUAAAAUCUUAAGGCCAUAUCACCAUAUCACUUGUGGCUGGCAUAUUUUUUUCUUUAAUAUAACAAUGCCUUGAAAAGGCAAUAUUUUCCAUAUUGUUGUUUUUUAUCUUAAGGAAAAAAUCACUGCAACAUUCUUUUGCUUAUUGCGCUGUUGAAGUGAAACUAACAUUGCAGUCACUUUAACAGACAAUGCUAUG